CCCCUUCAUCUUUUCCCUUCUUUAUCUCCUCUUAUUUCUCUUAUCUCUCUUCCAGAUCUGAGCUUGGCAGCGAUGGUGGCGGCAGCAAUGGUGGCGACGACGAUGGUAGGGGGCGGCGAUGGUGAGGAUGCGUCCGUGGGCUAUGUUGGUGAUGGUGAGAGUGGAGCGAUUAUGGUGGAGGGGGAUGGUGGAGAUGGUCAGAGAAUGGAUCGACUGGACUCAUGGCCCUUAUCUGUGGAUACUCUCGAGCACACGAGUAGUCAGUCAUCUUCAUUCAUCGUCAUCUUCUUGAUCCACAAGAAAUCGAGAGAGUAUUGGUUCGUCUCUUCCCAUAUGGCAAUGGCAAUUGCUCCCCACUCAGUUGCGGUUUCUCCUGCAUUCAACCCUUCAAAACUCCAUUCAAGAACUUCAAUCCUAACCCCGCCAUUCUCUUCUUCUUCUUCCUCUUCUCCUUCCAAGUCCUUGCUUAAAUUCAAGACUCUAAAUUCCUCGUUUGUUCAGGAACUUUUGCGAACUGGGCAAUCAGGAAAAGUUAAGGCUCAAAUAUCAGAGGCUGCCACUUCAGCUGCAGAUGCAUUUACUAAUUUCAAGCAUCUGCUUUUACCAAUCACAGAUCAUAACCCUUAUCUCUCUGAGGGUACUCGGCAGGCUGCAGCUACUACUGCCGCUUUGGCAAAAAAAUAUGGAGCUGAUAUAACAGUUGUGGUUAUUGAUGAAAAGGACAAAGCGUCUCUGCCCCAUCACGAAACCCAAUUGUCAAGCAUUCGCUGGCAUUUAUCAGAAGGCGGAUACGCGGAGUUCAAACUACUGGAGAGACUAGGGGAAGGGAGCAAGCCAACGGCAAUCAUUGGUGAAGUUGCAGACGAGAUGAACUUGGACCUGGUCGUGCUGAGCAUGGAUGCCAUUCAUUCCAAACAUGUUGACGCAAACCUGCUUGCCGAGUUCAUUCCCUGCCCGGUAUUGCUUUUGCCUCUUUGACAACAAGAACACUUCCCAAUGCAGUUGGUUUUGCCCUUCUCUGUGAAUGCUGUUCUGGGUUCUAAGUUUAUUUGUUAAACUGAGAUUGCAUUGUCAGUGACUAUGUGUAGUAAUGGGCUGUAAUCAAGAUGUUUAUAUGGUAUGAAGGAUAUGCAUUUCAUUAAUGAUUUCUGGAUUUGAUUUCAAUAUUUCAUCCUUGCAAGCAAAACCACAAUAAAUGGUUUUGGGAAUU
Cuscuta campestris is the source of this 1210-nucleotide messenger RNA. Lineage: Eukaryota; Viridiplantae; Streptophyta; Magnoliopsida; Solanales; Convolvulaceae. The record is from the annotation of a GenBank genome assembly.